AUGGUGUUUGCUCUUCAAGAGAUUAAUAACAAUCAGCUGUUACUGCCAAACCACACCCUUGGCUUUGUGAUCCAUGAUUCCUGUUUCAGUGAUUCUGCAGCCAUUGAGAGCACAUUCCAGCUUCUUUCUGGAGAAAGAACUCUAAUCCCGAAUUACUGUUGUAAAAACUACCCACCUGUGGCAGCUGUUAUUGGAGACCGCAGGUCUUCUGCAUCGCUUCCAAUGGCCAGAAUACUGGGUCUGUACAAGUUUCCUCAGAUUAGUCAUGCAUCAGCAGUAUCCAUUUUAAGUGACAAGUAUCAGUUUCCAUCUUUUAUGAGGACAAUCUCAACAAAUUCCCUCCAGCCAAUUGUCAUUUAUCAGCUUCUCAGACAUUACCAGUGGGAAUGGGUGGGGCUUAUGGCUACAGCCAAUGACUACGGAUUAGAAGGAAUUCAGUUGCUUAAAGAAAAGUUAACUACAUAUGGAUUCUGUGUUGCAUUCCAUGAAGUAAUUCCUCUACAGAUAACCAAACCUAAAGUCACUUCACUUGUGCAAGUAAUUACGCAAUCUUCUGCUACAGUAAUAGUGAUGUAUGUUUCACCCGAACACAUAAUUCCUCUGAUGGAGGAAAUUAUACAGCAGAAUAUUAUUGGUAAAAUCUGGGUAGCAUCUGGUAACUGGGUAAUUUCUUCAGUAUUUACCAAGAAAGAAUUCUGGAGAACACUAGAUGGCACUGUUGGAACUACUGUGGCCAGUGGAAACAUGCCUGGUUUUAAAGACUUUCUGUACACAAUUCAUCCGAACAAAUUUCCAAAUGAUGUAUUUAUGAAGUUAUUUUGGGAAACAGUAUUUCAGUGCAAGUGGACCGAUAAUAAAACUUCUGUGGCAACAGGGACAGGACACAAUGACAAUCUUAAGUUCUGCACUGGUCAAGAGAAACUGCAGACUCUUGAAGAAACUAUGUAUCCAGUUUCAGAUUUCCGACUUCAGUACUGCAUGUACAAUGCAGCAUAUGCACUGGGGCAUGCCCUGCGGAAUUUGCAGACAUGCAUACAUAAAGAUAGAUCAUUGCUUAAUGCAACAUGUGCAGACAUCAAUGCAUUACAGCCACCACAACUUCUGUAUCACUUAAUGAAAGUGCGCUUCAAAACAUCUGAUGGCGAAGAGUUAUAUUUUGAUGAGAAUGGUGACAUAACAUCCAUUGCAAAUAUCAUUAACUGGCAGCUAACUCCAGAAGGUUUCAUGAAAAGUGUGACUGUGGGAUGGUUUAAGCAUCAUGCUCAGGAUGGGAAGCAGCUUUUUGUUAAUAACAGUGCCAUCAUGUGGAAUGGGGGACUCUUACAGUUGGUAAAUGUGAUGGUUUCUGAGGGAUCUAAGACUGAUGGACAAGCUCAUAUUGGUAAGAUUGUCAUGAAGGGCUUACAUGCCUUUGAGGGUGCCUUUAGCAUUGAUGGAGAUGUGAACGGGGAUGGGUUUUAA
Messenger RNA from Protopterus annectens (West African lungfish), 1461 nucleotides. Its product is annotated as vomeronasal type-2 receptor 1-like. The transcript has 4 exons. The record is from RefSeq and is a predicted model, not a curated record. Gene Ontology annotation, molecular function: G protein-coupled receptor activity. The coding region runs from base 1 to 1461 and encodes 486 amino acids. Gene Ontology annotation, cellular component: membrane. Gene Ontology annotation, biological process: G protein-coupled receptor signaling pathway. Lineage: Eukaryota; Metazoa; Chordata; Ceratodontiformes; Protopteridae.